UAUCUAGUUAACAGAAAAAUCCAGUUAUUCAAAUAUUGCAACUUGGCAUUAACAGGCUGUGGGUAAUAUUAGUAAUCUGUCCAGAGAGCUAGGGUGUAACCCUAAAACUAAGAAAAGCACCUGGAUGAAAAAAAAAAGUUCAUGCAUAUUUUAAAAUGAUUGUCAACAAGCUGGUCCUCCAAGUUGAAAUGAUUAGUAAGGAAUACAAAUUGCAAUGUAUUGCUUAUCAAGACAACCACUUUUCUACACAAACAAUUAGAAUUGUAAUCCAGAUUUUUUUUUCUUUUGCAGACAUGGGACCUUUUGAGAUUUAUGGUUUAUGGCUUCCUGCAGUUCAGUUGGUGGUUCAUGGCAGCCUGUCCUGAUUAUUUCAUCAGUCCUCUUAGAAUCAAUGGUAGUGCCAUUGAAUCAAUAUUUAGUGUCCUGAAAUAUACUGCUGGUGGAAACCUCUCUGCAAGCAAGUAUGGAUCUUUCCGCAGACGAGUCAUUACUGGCCGAGAGGUUAUCACCAACAGUAACUCAGAGCGUGAUUAUCGUGAUGACAUUAUCCUGGUGUCUGGAUCAUUUACAUCAAGUAGUGGGGGCUCAAGAAUGUCAUAUUCGGUACGACUGGUUUAUGAUCCUUUUGGUCUGAGUGAGAUAAAGCAGUUUUGCUUCUCAGCAAACCUCAGCCAGUCUACUAUUGGUGGUCGCCAAGGAAGCAACGUAUGCACCAUCAUAGCAUUGUUGGUAGGAUACCAGUUUGUCAAACUUACCCUGCCAGAGCUAACCUUGAGCACCCUACCAAGUCAGUGGUUUCAAGUAAUUGUCGACUCAAUGCUUGAGGGUAAUGCUCUGCAUGACCUUCUCUUUGAUGGAGAGGCCAGAAACCUUGACACUGAAGAUGCUGUCGAGUGCUGUGGAAAUGAUCUACACAUUUCCCAUUACAAUCAACCCAUUGGAUUUGAUUUGCGAUCUGGUGAUUUAUCACCCCUUGUCCAGUCAUUGCAAACACGAGCGGCCCAUCAUCAAAAGCAAGUUGCUGUGCUAAUCUCUGACUUUCAAAGUGUGGCACUAUUGAUCUGGGAGACAGGGGCCUUUGCCAUUGUUGACUCUCAUAUUCAUUGUCAGUAUGGAGCCCUAAUCUGCUAUGCACCAGCAGGGCAGACAAGCAGUACUGACAUUGUAACUUGGCUUUCCAAGAUGGUGCAGAAGUACUUUAAUGGAUCUUUGGGCUUAUGCACCCUUACAUUUGUUACAUAUGAUUGUACAUAAAUAAGUAGCCAAUUAAAUCAGAAAUUAGGCCAGGUUAACAAAAUUAUGCUAUUUACCUGAGCCUUUGAAUAAUAUUCAUUGCCAUGUAAGCCUUGUUUUAGUAGAAAACUGGUUUUUCUAAGGAGGAAAUAUCCUUGUUCACAUGUUGUAGUUCUGGUAUGUAAAAUUUGCUCUUCACAAGUACUGUAGAGGGCUAGUGGUCAAUAAUGUCACAUCAUUUCAUGUGCAUUUGUAAGUUUCAUUUUUAUCAUAAUUUCUCUGAUUUGGAAUGCAGAUUAAGUGUUCUUGUUGUUGCUAAAGUAAUGUUGUAGUUUUGAGUGGGUCUGCAACCCCAUUAAUGUCAUUAAUACCCGGGCUUUUCGUGUCGUUUUCUUGUUUACAUUUAUUAUGGGUUAUUAAGUACCAGAAACGUU
This is a messenger RNA of Orbicella faveolata, 1667 nucleotides long. RefSeq lists its product as uncharacterized. The record is from RefSeq and is a predicted model, not a curated record. NCBI's taxonomy places the organism in Eukaryota, Metazoa, Cnidaria, Anthozoa, Scleractinia, Merulinidae.